AUGGGGCGGCCAUCGGCCAAGCUGCUCGCCCACAACCCGGUGCCGGCUGUCUCAUUAAAUAAACACAUCAGAGCAUAUGUAAAUGCUACCCAAGCCGUCUCGAAAGACCACUCUUGGAUUUCUAAUCCGGAAAUCCCCUCAUCUGCUGAGAUUCUCGGUAUUGGCGACAGCUCUCAGCCUGGUGAUGCGGUCUUUCUAAAUCCCAACAAGAUCGUUGGCCCUUGGCAAUCGAAACAUCUCUAUCUUAAAACGCACUAUGAUCUUCUUCGUGAAGAUGCGGUAGCUCCUCUAAGGGAUGCCGUUGCUUAUGUUCGUCAAGAUCCGCGUAUGAAGGAUACCUUGGAUAUUUGCAUUUACGAAAAGGUGCAUAUAAUUGGUGUGACGUUUAGCCAUGUUGGUGUUGCCGUCAGAGUGCAAUUUUCCACGGUUCGGGCUGGCAAAAAUAUCGUUUGGGAAUAUUCUAAGCGGUUAAUUAGCGGCAAUAUUGUUGCAUUGACUCCUGCUAGUGAUGGCUUUCAACGUAAAUGUGUCAUUGCUAUUGUUGCGGCACGCCCAUUAGAUGGUCUCAAGGCCCAGCCCUGUGAGGUUGAUCUUCUUUUCGCGAACCCUGAUGACGUAGACUUUGAUUGUCAGCAGGAGUGGCUCAUGGUUGAGGCGCGAAAUGGGUACUACGAGGCGCAUAGGCAUACCCUCACUGCCCUUCAAAAAAUGAGUAGGGAAUGCUUUCCGCUCGCUGAAUAUAUUUGUGACAUCAAAAAUAACGUCGAGACACCAGAAUAUAUCAUGAAGAAUCCCAUCAUGAACAUGUCGGAGCUCCAUCCUACAUCAAAUACGACGACCCUUGUCAAUGUAUCAAAAGAGUGGCCAUCACCGCCUGAAGGCUUGGACCAAUCCCAAUGGCGUGCACUAAGGCAGAUUUUAACAAAAAAAUUGUCUAUUAUACAGGGGCCUCCUGGAACUGGGAAGACAUAUAUUUCUGUUGUUGCUAUCAAGAUUUUGCUUGCAAACAUGCUGCCUGGAGACCCGCCAAUCAUUAUCGCGGCGCAAACAAAUCACGCGCUUGAUCAGCUUCUUCGCCAUGUCGCAAAAUUUGAGAAUAAUUAUGUUCGGUUAGGUGGUCGAAGUACAGAUCCCGAGAUUAAAAAGCGAACGGUGUUUGAAUUAAGAAAUAAGAGUAAUCUUCCAUAUAUCCCUGGAGGGACUCUACGCCCAGCAAGGAAUCAGCUCAGGGCCAUUGUUGAUCAACUCACAGAGUUGAUUGCACCGUUUGCGCUUGAAAGUUGCACGGAGCCUCUUCAAUCCGAUUUCUUUCUCAGUCUCGGUAUUAUUACACAGGAACAACAUGAAUCCCUAAUCCAUGGAGCAGAGGGGUGGUUUCACGCCGGUGAUCAGGUGGACCCGAUGUCUGCCUGGCUUGAUGAACAGAGGGUUCCCUACAAUGUCACUUACAAGACAGAACAUUUCGGAUUUGCUGAAGACGAGGUUGACCUGGAAUACGAACAGUUGAAGGAGCUCGAAGCUGAACAGGGGCUUGAUGAUGAUGAUUUUGAGAGCCUCAGAGGGCAUUAUAUGCCCCUCAGAGAAGGGUAUACCGGACGAAACUAUGCCGGUGAUAAAGUAGUCCGUGAAAAAUACCUCAAGUACCAGGAUAUGUGGGAAAUCCCCACCUUUGCUCGUGGUCGUGCGUACACCAUUCUUCAGAACCAGGCCAAAAAUAUAAUCCGUGAUAAAUUGCGUUUUCUGACAAAUGCCUAUGCAACCACGGCCUCCAACUUAAAGGUUGGAAAAUGGGAACGGGAUUCAGUCAUCCUCCAGGGAGCAAAACUGAUUGGCAUGACAACAACCGGCCUUAGCAAGUAUAGGGCUCUUAUCUCUAGCCUCAAGCCAAAAAUCAUCUUGAUUGAGGAGGCUGCUGAGAUUCUUGAGGCGCCAGUUACCGCUGCCUGUGUUGAAAGCUUGGAACACCUUAUCUUAGUUGGCGAUCACAAACAACUGCACGGUCAAUGUGCUCUUAAAGAGCUAGAAGGGGAACCCUACUUUCUCGGGGUCUCAAUGUUUGAAAGACUAGUGAAUAAUAAUGUGGAGUUUCAGUGUCUAACAAAACAGAGACGUAUGGCACCUGAGAUACGAAGAGUUCUGGCUCCGAUUUACGAUAACCUGGAAGACCACGAGGCAGUCUUAAACCGACCUGACAUUCCUGGUAUGGGUGGCGUGAACUCAUACUUUUUCUGUCAUGUCUGGCCUGAGUCAUCAGACAGUCUUCUAUCCAAGUACAAUGAGGAUGAAGCAAAGAUGGUUGUUGGCUUCUUUGUCUAUCUCCAUAUGAAUGGAGUGCCAGUUGAGCAUAUCACUGUUUUGACCUUUUACAACGGGCAACGAAAAAAAAUUCUCAAGGCACUGAAAGAUCAUCCACUGUUGCAAGGACAGUAUGUUAAGGUGGUCACUGUUGAUUCUUAUCAGGGCGAAGAGAAUGAGGUUGUUCUUCUCUCACUUGUCCGCAGUAACGACCGUCACAUUGGCUUCCUUUCCGUCGAAAACCGGGUCUGUGUAGCCCUCUCGCGGGCGAAGCGCGGUUUCUAUAUCUUCGGCAAUGCUGAGGCCCUUUCCAUACACAGCGCUCUCUGGUGGCAGGUUGCUCAGAUCAUGCGGCAAGAGCCAAAGCGGAUAGGGUACUUCAUCCCCGUGACCUGUUCUAAGCAUAACGUUAGAACCCUUGUCCGAGACCCCAGGACUUGGGCGAAGUCCGAUGGGGGUUGUUCAUCGCCUUGCGGGGAUACAUUAGACUGUGGACACAAAUGUCCAUUGCGUUGCCACGCAAUGUCCCACGAAAGCGUUCGCUGUGAAAGACCUUGUCGUCGACUUCUUCCUUGUGGCCAUGAAUGCGAGAAGCCGUGCUUUAUCCCUUGCGAAUGCGACUGUCCGAAGGCACGCGAACUCCCAGUCGAAAUCCAAGCAUUACAACGUGUUGAAAACUUGAGGCCAGAUUCGAAGGCCGAACAAGUCGCAAGUGUGCAAAGAUAUCGUGACUUUGCAAACGGUGGUGCGAGGAAAGCAGAUGCACAGCUUGCACUUGCAACACAGAGAUUGGCCGUGGAGGAGCAGCUGAGGGUUGCUGAUGAAGAAGCCUUCGCGUCUCUUUUUGGCGAAGAUAUUGUCAACACGUCUUCUGCUUUACAAAACAGCACGGUAACACGUGCCCCAGAUAUUGCCGGCACGGCUCGCUACCGUUAUGUACAGUAUUACUCGAAUGCCUCAGGUCAGCGAAGUGAUAAGGAGGAGGUUAGCCUGCUGGAUCUUUAA
Molecule: messenger RNA, 3300 nt
Organism: Ophidiomyces ophidiicola
Lineage: Eukaryota; Fungi; Ascomycota; Eurotiomycetes; Onygenales; Onygenaceae
Exons: 5
Coding region: 1-3300 (1099 amino acids)
Biological process (GO): regulatory ncRNA-mediated heterochromatin formation
Cellular component (GO): nuclear RNA-directed RNA polymerase complex
Molecular function (GO): helicase activity
Source: RefSeq, a predicted model, not a curated record